CAGCUGUUUCAGACACUUAUAAACGCCGUCAAGCUACGCAUCGAACACAGCUCGAGAGACUGAGCAAACACAAUCUCCCAAGAGCUCGAGUCACCCCUCCAUAAACAACCACCAAGAUGCCAGCCGCGGCAGCAGCAGUUGUGCCAGACUUGGCAGCUAGACCAGUCCAGAACACCAUUUGCCUCUUCGAUGUCGACGGUACCCUCACUCCAGCCAGACGCUCUGUCUCUCCAGAGAUGCUCCAACUGCUCUCUGCCCUCCGCCAGAAGGUUGCCAUUGGCUUCGUGGGAGGCUCUGAUCUGGUCAAGCAGCAAGAGCAGCUGGGCACUACUUCGAUACCAGUCACAACUCUUUUCGACUUCUCCUUUGCCGAGAAUGGCCUGAUCGCCUACCGCAUGGGUGUACCUCUCGCAAGCCAUAGCUUCAUUGGGUGGAUUGGCGAGGAGAACUACAAGAAGCUGGUCAAGUUCCUGCUCCACUACAUCGCCGACCUGGACAUCCCAGUCAAGAGAGGAACUUUUGUUGAGUUCAGAAAUGGCAUGAUCAAUGUCAGCCCAGUUGGCAGGAACGCCAGCGUGCAGGAGCGAAACGACUAUGAGAAGUACGAUUUGGAGCAUGGUAUCAGGAAGAAGUUCAUUGAGGACAUCAAGGCCGCAUUCCCAGACCUCGGACUCACCUUCUCCAUUGGCGGUCAGAUCUCUUUCGAUGUAUUCCCAGUUGGCUGGGACAAGACUUACUGCCUUCAGCAUGUGCAGAAUGAGAAGAACCUCCCAGGCGGCGUUGACUACACCAAGAUUCACUUCUUCGGUGACAAGACCUACAAGGGCGGCAAUGACUACGAGAUCUACGAGGACCCAAGAACGAUCGGCCACUCGGUCAAGAACCCAGAGGAGACCAUGGCUGAGCUCAAGAAGCUCUUUGAUUUGUGACGCGACUAGAUGGAUGUUGCGACCACUGGGCAUAGACUAGACAUAAUCAAAAGUUGCCUUUCAUGAACGCGGAAUCGUGCGCGACGUCCACAGCCCUCUCACUGACUGCACUCAAAAGGCUUUCAUCAAAGUUUGCAUAUGGUUAAACCAUAAAUUAAGCAUGUUCGCACCGAAAGAGCAGGACAGUUGCACCCUAGGACAGAGCAAACUGGCACCGGCAAGGACGAUAACGAACACUUUUGGAGCUGGUUGUGCCGCUACUUUGGUUUCUAAUGCCGAUAUACUAAUACCUUCUGCCUUAACUAUAAAAUACUUAGUAUAGCAUCUCUAUAGUAUAGUAUAAUCCUAUAGUUUACUAAAGAAUUAAAUUCGUCUGUUUUU
This is a messenger RNA of Pseudocercospora fijiensis CIRAD86, 1310 nucleotides long. RefSeq lists its product as uncharacterized. The record is from RefSeq and is a predicted model, not a curated record. Gene Ontology annotation, cellular component: cytosol. The coding region runs from base 117 to 929 and encodes 270 amino acids. The transcript is spliced from 2 exons. Gene Ontology annotation, molecular function: phosphomannomutase activity. Gene Ontology annotation, biological process: GDP-mannose biosynthetic process; protein N-linked glycosylation; mannose metabolic process. Lineage: Eukaryota; Fungi; Ascomycota; Dothideomycetes; Mycosphaerellales; Mycosphaerellaceae.